This is a messenger RNA of Paramacrobiotus metropolitanus, 2069 nucleotides long. Its product is annotated as plasma alpha-L-fucosidase-like. Gene Ontology annotation, molecular function: alpha-L-fucosidase activity. The transcript has 9 exons. Gene Ontology annotation, cellular component: lysosome. The record is from RefSeq and is a predicted model, not a curated record. Gene Ontology annotation, biological process: glycoside catabolic process; fucose metabolic process. The coding region runs from base 292 to 1833 and encodes 513 amino acids. NCBI's taxonomy places the organism in Eukaryota, Metazoa, Tardigrada, Eutardigrada, Parachela, Macrobiotidae.
CAUUCGAAAAACCCGAAAUCCUAAAUAUUCCGCUGCACGCGUAUGUAAAGACUCAAAAGCGUACUUGCUUUUCUGAGUCCACGUGAUUGACCUAGUUGGAAAUCUGCUGAACGGAUCACGUGUGCUGCUGUAUUUCCGACUCACGGCGCAGUUUGUUUGUUGAUGUUUUCAUAUGCGAUAUCCGACGAAACAAGACUGAUUUGAGUUUUAACUUUAUGUUUUCUGAAUUUUUCCUGCCAGUAUAAGCUGGGAUAAGAUUUCUGUUGUGGAGACUUCAAAUUAGCAUUGAUAAUGCAUCCUGGUGCAUCGCUUUUCAGUUGCGGACUGAUAUUGGCUGCAGUGUGUUCCUCUUGCAACGGCUUUCACGCAGCAGCGGACGAAGAGAUCCAGAAAGUUCCCAAAAGCAGCCCGCUCACGCGAUACGAACCAACAUGGGAUUCCAUUGAUUCCCGUCCGAUACCGGAUUGGUACAAUAAUGCGAAAUUUGGCAUAUUUAUUCAUUGGGGAGUGUUUAGCGUACCGGCGUUUGGAAGCGAGUGGUUUUGGUGGUACUGGCAAGGAGAGAAGCGACAAAACUUCAUAGAUUUCGUUAAAAAUAAUUAUGGACCGGGAUUUACUUAUGCUGAUUUUGCGCCACAAUUUCAUGCUGCGUUUUAUGAUCCGAAAGCGUGGGCUAAACUGUUUGAAGCAUCGGGAGCGCAGUAUGUCGUUCUUACUUCCAAACACCACGAAGGAUUCACAAUGUGGCCGUCAAGUGUAUCCUGGAACUGGAACGCCAUGGACGUUGGACCGCGUCGGGAUCUGGUGGGCGAGUUGGCGGAUGCUGUGCGGAAGAAUACGAAACUACAUUUCGGCCUCUAUCACUCCAUGUUCGAAUGGUUUAACCCGGUCUACAAACAGGACGUGGCUAACAAUUUUACUACCAAGCAGUUUGUUACAAGUAAAACACUGCCGGAGCUGUAUGAAAUUGUCAACCGCUACAAACCGGAAGUGAUCUGGUCCGACGGCUGUCCGGGAUCCUCGGACUGGUGGGGCAGUAAGGAAUUCAUCGCCUGGCUUUACAAUGAAUCACCAGUAAAGGACACGGUCGUUACAAAUGACCGUUGGGGAGAUGAUGCCAUGUGUAAACACGGAGGAUUUCUGACGUGCGAUGAUCGUUAUACUCCCACCCACCUUUUAACUCGGAAAUGGGAAAACUGCAUGACCAUUGACGGAUCGAGUUGGGGUUAUCGCCGCAAUAUGGCUAUUACGGAUAUUCUGAAAAUCGAAACACUGAUUGCUACUUUAGUCAGUUCUGUUAGUUAUGGUGGCAAUUUACUGAUGAAUAUCGGGCCAACUUCCGACGGGAUUAUUGUUCCUGUAUUCCAGGAGCGUCUGCUCCAGAUGGGCAGUUGGCUGAGCGUCAAUGGCGAAGCGAUUUACAGUAGCAUGGCUUGGACAUCGCAGAAUGACACAAUUACACCCAACGUCUGGUAUACUUGCAAGAAAGAGAACGGCUCCACCACCGUCUACGCGAUCGUGCUGACCGAUUUGGCCAAGGACUUCAUCGUCCUGGGCGCAGCCCAAGCUACCGAAGAAUCAAAAAUCACCAUUCUGGGCUAUAACGACGACGUGGACUGGGAAGUACUGAGCACAGGUGACCUUAUGGUCAGUAUUCCUCGGAAGCAGGAUUUGCCGACGGUGGCGGUGUGGGGUUUCACGUUGCGGAUGAAGCACCUGAAGAACGCGGAUGUCAGUAACUAUCAACGACCCCUGGAGGGGGAACGACCGCCGUUGCCGACUAAGGGAAAUGUGGAACGACCCUGGCGAAAAGUGGUGGCGGCGAUGGUGUGAGCAAGAAGCUGUGAUCGUGGUGAGAGAGAUUCUUGUUAUUGUUUGGUUUCCUCUUUUUUUAUUGACUGCUCUGUUACGCGGAUGUGGAUACUUUGUUAUGAUUCAGUCAUUCCAUUUUAUCCUUUUACAUCUACAAAAGCCAUUUUUGACUUCUUUUCACUCUUUAAUAUGUUUAACAAGGAAGAAUUAUGGUUUUAUCAGUUGUUGACAGUGUACUCGUAAAUUUAUAGUUGUGA